AUGGCUUCCACCAAUCUCGAUGCCACAUUUGACUGCAUCACUGACAAUAUUGAAGACAUGAAAAGGCACGUUGAAAGGCUAUGCGAAUUGGUAUCCACAUUUAUCCCAACAAAUCCAAAAUCUAAGGACCAAACACCUUGCGGUGAGAGCUUUCCAAAGGAAGUUGAUGCCCAAACUUGUGAAGGACUUUCACACCGAGCUAAUGAAGGGCACACUGAAGUAGUACAUGUGCUACUUGCACGUAUAGAAGAUCAUAAUACUAAGGAGAAACUCAUGAGGAUGACAGGUGCUAGUGGAGAUACAGCCCUGCACAAGGCCGUGCGGAGCCAACAUCUAGAUGUGGUUAAGAUCUUGGUGAAAGAAGAUCCUGAAUUUGAAUUUCUGCCUAACCAUGCGCAGGAGAAGCCACUGUAUCUGGCGGCUGAAUCUGGUUUUCAUGAUGCUUUGAUUAACAUCUUGGAAUCCUACAAGAAACUAAUUUAUGCUGCAAGUCCAUCUAAUAGAACGUCGCUGCAUGCAGCAGUAAUUCAGGAACAUAAAGGAUUGGAAGACGUAGUUUCUGAUAUGCUGGGGUGGAAAAAAUCCUUAGUGUACCUUCCGGCAGGUAGUGAAAAUGACUGGAUGACAGCAAUUCAUAUUGCAGCCAGUGAAGGUGAUGUAAACAUGAUAAAUAAACUGUUAAAUCACUGCCCCGAUUGUUGGGAUAUGCUUAACAACAACAAUCAAAAUGCUCUUCAUGUUGUCGUACUGAACAAUCAAGACAAGGUAGUCCGCUUCUUAUUAGACCCUGAUAAGUGCGACAACUUUGUUGAUGAGCCAGAUAGUGACGGCAACACUCCUCUCCAUUUGGUUGCUGUCUCUGGUAACCAUGUGCCUGAAUUAAUAAACCAUCUUAGAGCAAAGCUGAUGUUAUUUAUCAAAAAAAACCAGACCCCACUUGAUACAGCAUUGUUAUGCACAGUGACAACAAAGAAGGUAAAGCGAAAGUACGAGUACAUGCAUAAUACAAAUGAUAAAGCGGGAACAAGAGUCAAAAUGCAACUGAGGGAAGUUGAUCACGAUAAUGCUAAAAAGCCAGAUCAAACAAAAUUUGAAAGUAUUAUGAAGGCAGCUCAAAUUCAUAUUUUUGUGGCCACUUUGACAAUGACAGUCACUUUUGCCGUUGGUAUCACAUUGCCAGGAGGUUUUGAGAAUGACUCUGAUAUUCCUAAUCAAGGGAUGGCGAUUCUAAUAAGGAAAACAACAUUUCGUGCAUUUGUUGUUUCCGAUUCCAUUGCCUUCACAUUUUCAGCUGUUGCCAUAUUCAUCUACUUCCUCAUGGAAGAUACAAGUAGAAAUCCUCAAAGUAAGAAAACUGUAAAGAAGCUUUAUGAUCUCGCAGGUAUUUUUCAGUGCUUGUCAAUGCUAGCAGUUGUAAUUGCAUUUGCAACGGGUAUGUUUUCUACCUUAUCACAUUCCCUUGGUCUUGCCGUUACUAGUUCGAACAUGUCACGUGCACCUAAUUCACAAGUCCGCUCUUACCACUAG
Capsicum annuum is the source of this 1527-nucleotide messenger RNA. Its product is annotated as ankyrin repeat-containing protein ITN1-like. The transcript is spliced from 5 exons. Gene Ontology annotation, molecular function: protein binding. The coding region runs from base 1 to 1527 and encodes 508 amino acids. NCBI's taxonomy places the organism in Eukaryota, Viridiplantae, Streptophyta, Magnoliopsida, Solanales, Solanaceae. The record is from RefSeq and is a predicted model, not a curated record.